Pseudovirgaria hyperparasitica is the source of this 1951-nucleotide messenger RNA. Its product is annotated as longevity assurance proteins LAG1/LAC1. Gene Ontology annotation, cellular component: membrane. Gene Ontology annotation, biological process: ceramide biosynthetic process. Gene Ontology annotation, molecular function: sphingosine N-acyltransferase activity. Lineage: Eukaryota; Fungi; Ascomycota; Dothideomycetes; Acrospermales; Acrospermaceae. The coding region runs from base 219 to 1703 and encodes 494 amino acids. The record is from RefSeq and is a predicted model, not a curated record. The transcript is spliced from 3 exons.
CCUUGCUUCUGGUCCCUAUCUUCAACCCUCUCACCGCCCAGCUUCAAUCUUGUUGUCUCCUUCGUUUCCCCUCCCCUCCGCAUUGUCUGCUCCUCCUACCACCUCGCCAUCGCCUCCUCGUCGCUCGUUAUUGUGCCUUGCUCAAUCACUCUCGCCCGCCAAUGUCUAGUCGUUCCUGAGCUAGUUACCCCCCUAAAAGUGCUGCGAUUUUUCUGGCCAUGCCUCCUACUGAUCCUGCUCAAUUGGCCGCCAGAGACGUGUCCUUCUCGGACCUCGACUCAAUGUCUGCCCAGUGCUCCGAACAGAACACCUCAAGUCCCUCGAAGAAGCUCUGUAUGGUCCCAAAGGCACGCAGAAUGCCAAGCAAGAAGCCGAAAGACGACAGUUUACUGGCUUUUCUGUGCGCCCACAUUGUCGAACACCAGAUAGGCAUAUCCAUAAACCUAAUCCUUCUCCUAUCACUCGCACAUAUAUGCUUCCCUCGUGCUCGGCGGCGCACUCGCACAUUUUUUGAGCUCUCGUACCGCGACCCUUCCACCGGCCUCUACACACAAGGAUGGGACGACAUGCCCUUUGUUUUUCUCUGGACCAUCAUCUUCACCGGUCUUAGAGUUGCCGUCAUGGACUAUGUACUGAAGCCGCUUGCCAAUUUUGGUGGCAUUCGUUCGAAACGUGCAAGGGUCCGGUUCGCGGAGCAAGCCUGGCUUCUAGUAUAUUACCUUCCUGUAUGGCUCUUCGGAAUGUAUAUCAUGUACAACUCCAGUUUCUGGCUCGACCUACGAGCCAUGUGGGCCGACUUCCCUACUCGCACAAUGACCGGCCUCGUCAAGUUCUACUAUCUGGUUCAGUUCGCUUUCUACUUCCACAUGAUCAUUGUUGUGAAUAUUGAAGAGCGCCGCAAGGAUUACCACCAGAUGUUCAUACAUCACAUCAUCACAUGUGGCUUGAUCUCUAUGAGCUACUCCUACUACCAGACCAAAGUUGGAAUUGUCAUCUUGUGUCUGAUGGACGUUGUCGACAUAUUCCUCUCCACUGCCAAGGACCUCAAAUAUCUUGGAUUCAGCGUCGCCUGCGACGUCAUGUUCGGCCUCUUCAUCGUAGCUUGGUUCGUUGCGAGACAUGUCCUUUACCUCGCCGUGUGCUAUUCCACCUACGUUCAUGUGCCCGAAGUUAUGCCGUACGGCUGCUACGACUCUGUUACAGGAGAGAAGCUUGCUGAGACUGAAGAAAGUGGUAUCAUGACGCACAUUCUGCAAUCUUUUAGAGACCCUGGAGCCCCUGUUUGCUUCAACAAGCGCAUACAGUCAAACUUCCUUGCCUUCCUCCUGGCUCUCCAGGUCGUGACACUGAUAUGGUUCUAUAUGAUCAUCAAAGUCGCGUACAAAGUCGUUACGGGGCAAGGUGCAGAUGAUGUACGAAGCGAUGAUGAAGGCGAAGACGAGGAAGAAGAAGAUUUCGAUGUUGACGAAGACUUGGAGGCUCACCACCUGAACGGCAUGGUGCAAUUACCACUAGAGGAGGAAGUUGGCGUUGAAGGUCUGCAUUUCACUCGGCAAGGUAGUCCAAGUAAAGGCUCCGGAGUCAAAGGGUAUCGGCGCAAUGGGAACAAAAGCGGGAGUUCGCGAUCUAGCGGUAUCAGUAUACCCGGACAUGGGGACCACAAGGAGCUUCUUGGUAGAAUUGGUUGUGACAAGCCGUCAUGAUUACAUUACGAUAGAUGGCGUUGAAAUGGCGGGGUUUGAUAAUUGGGAGUGUGUCUUUGGGGGGGAAGAUCGCUCGACUUCCGUCAACGCUUACCAUAUCAUCAGCAUUGUUUGCGUACUAAGGUUUUUUCUCUCUCUCUCUGCGCUAUGGAACGUAAGAAUACCCACGAAUCGGAUUAGACCAGCUUUCUUGCACACACACACGCACACUACUUUUCGAACAUGACGAGAUAUGAAGAGAUAUGCAU